UUAUUUGGACACAGCUGACCGCUUGAAGAAAUAAACCAGGCUAGGCUAGCAGGACAGAUAGUUAGCAGCAGCACGGAGAGCAGGAACACGGUCGGGCUUCAGCUCAGUGAGGGGGACAGCGGAGACCGGACAGGAGCGACUCUUUCCCUUCCAGCAAUGCGAACGCUGAGUGUCUCCUCCAGCUAACGUCAACGGCGUCCCGACGGGCAGGGACUGCUCCGAGGCGACGGGAGAUAAAAGGCGACAUCAAAAAAGGGGAAGGGUUAGCUCUGUUUCAAUGUUAUUGUCAAUUCAGAACCACAUAUGGUCACAAUGUCCUGCACUGGCAACCUGGUUUGGGAUGUAAACAAACGCCUAAUUGGAUACAGCGAGCCUAACGCCAUCAGGACCAACUAUUUAGGUAGAAGAGAAUUUGUCCAGAGGCUUAAACUCGAAGCAACACUGAACGUACACGAUGGCUGCGUCAACACUAUAUCAUGGAACGACACGGGUGAAUACAUCCUGUCAGGGUCGGACGAUACCUUCCUGGUUAUCACCAACCCUUACAACAAAAAGGUCAAGAAGUCUAUACGUUCAGGUCAUCGGGCAAACAUCUUCAGUGCGAAGUUCAUGCCCCACACCAACGAUCAGGAAAUUGUCUCCUGCUCUGGAGACGGCAUCAUCUACUACACCCACACUGAGAAGAGUCCCGAGUACAACAGACAGUGUCAGUUCACCUGCCAUUAUGGAACCGCUUAUGAGAUUAUGACGGUACCGAACGACCCCUACACGUUCCUGUCCUGCGGGGAGGACGGCACGGUGCGAUGGUUUGACCUUCGCAUGAAAACUAGCUGCACUAAAGAAGACUGCAAAGAUGACAUCCUGAUAAACUGCAGAAGAGCAGCGACCUCCAUAUCAAUUUCUCCGCUGGUGCCGUACUACCUGGCCGUGGGCUGCUCCGACAGCUCGGUGCGAAUCUACGACAGACGCAUGCUGGGCACAAGAGCGACGGGUAAUUACAUGGGCCGGGGAACCACGGGCAUGUGUGUUCGGUUUGUUCCCGCUCACCUGUCCAACAAGUCGUGCAGAGUGACCUCUCUCUGCUACAGCGAGGACGGUCAGGAGGUGCUGGUCAGCUACUCCUCCGAUUACAUUUACUUGUUCGAUCCCAAAGAUGACCAGGCUCGAGAGCUAAAGGGCCCGUCGGAGGAGAGGAGAGAGGAGCUGAGGCAGCCUCCAGUGAAGCGCCUCCGUCUACGAGGUGACUGGUCUGACACUGGACCCCGAGCUCGCCCUGAGAGCGAGAGGGAGAGAGAUGGGGAGCAGAGUCCAAACGUGUCUCUGAUGCAGAGGAUGUCGGACAUGCUGUCCCGGUGGUUUGAGGAGGCCAGUGAAGCCCAGAGUAGCAGAGGAACCCGACCUCAAACGCGACCCAGAGGUACAGCUCUUCGUCCCGAGGGGACGUUGAAUGCUCCGGCUGCCGCAGCAGGCAACUCUAGUCAGGAGUCCAGCGCCCCCGAGAGGCCUGUGGGGACGGACUCCCCAGAGGUACCUGCCAGUCCCGCAGCGGCCACCACUGCGCCCAUGCCUAAAUCCACCUCCUCUUCCUCCUCAGGGUCAUCAUCAACAGUCACAGCACCUCCUCCUUCAAGCUCAUCGUCAGUGGAGACCUCGGCCACUUCUUCCUCCCCUCUCACGUCGUCCCCCGACUCAGAGCAGCGGAGUCAGGGCGACACAACCGGGACCCCGACGCCAACGGCCACGGCCACGCCCACCUCUGAGCCCACACUCUCAGAGUAUGGUCCUCAUCGGCUGCCCAUAAGUUUAGUGUGUAGGCGUUUGCAGAGGUUGCUCCGGCUGGCCGACCCACCUGGACGGGGUCGGCGAGCGGCCCCUUCUUCUUCUUCUUCUUCACCUUCUUCUUCCUCUGCAGCCCCUGAGAGACAGUCGCAAAGAGCUGCUACCUCUGCCGCUGCUGCUCCUGAGAACCAACCCCGUACAGAUUCCCCCUCGUCUGUGGUAAACAAACAGCUGGGAUCCAUGACUCUUGAUGAACAGCAGGUAGCAGCCGAAGCUACAGCUUCACCUGCUGAUGAAUCUGCUGCUGCACCAGCCAGCAGCAUCCCAUCCAUCUCCACCUCCACUUCCACCAGUCGACCCAGUGCAGCAGAGCCCGUCCUCAGCCUGCACUACAGCUCAGAGGGAACCACCACCAGCACUAUCAAACUGGACUUCACUGAUGAGUGGAGCAGCAGCACGUCCAGUUCGAUGGGCAGUGGAGGCCCCAAAACAUCAGAAGCUGCAGCUGUACAGAGCAGAGAGUCUCUGUUGACAGAGAGCUCGGCAUCAGAGCAGGAGCCAGCAUGUGAUGCCUCCUGCUCCAGUGCCCCCAGCAGCUCAGCAGCUCAGGUUCCAGCAGAGGGCUCCUCUGAGGGAGACAGCAUGGCGUCUUCGCCGCAGGAGAGGAGUCAGCCGGAAGGUACAGAGGACAGGUCAGGGGGCUGUCGGCGAGCAGAGCCCUCUACAGAGGAGGGGCAAGAGGGCGUGGAGGGCCAGAGUCAGCCCGCACGUGGCAACCAGGACUCUGAUGACAGUGAUGAUGAUCCUAUUCUUAUCCCCCCCUCAAGGUUCAGAGGACAGGGGCAGAGAUUUAAUUCCAGAGGAUCUGCAGUAGGAGAUAGGAUGAUCAGACAAUCAGCAGCAGCUCGUAUUCAGGAGCUGUUCCGCAGGAGGAAAGAAAGGAGGGAGAUGGAGGAGAGCGAGACUCAGAAUAUCAGGAGACCUUCAGUCAAAAUGGUCUACAAAGGCCACCGCAACUCCAGGACAAUGAUAAAGGAGUCGUGUUUCUGGGGCAACAACUUUGUGAUGAGUGGUUCAGACUGCGGGCACAUCUUCAUCUGGGACAGACACACCGCAGAGCACCUCAUGCUACUUGAAGCCGACAACCACGUGGUCAACUGCCUGCAGCCGCACCCCUACGACCCCAUUCUGGCUUCUUCAGGGAUAGAUUAUGAUAUCAAGAUUUGGUCGCCACUGGAAGAAUCGCCGUCUUUCAACAGAGUCCUCGCUGAGGAGGUCAUCACUCGGAAUGAGCUGAUGUUGGAGGAAACGAGAAACACGAUCACAGUCCCGGCCUCUUUCAUGCUUCGAAUGUUGGCCUCCCUCAAUCACAUCAGAUCAGAUCGGGUAGAAGGCGAUCGCUCCGAAGGCUCAGGCCAGGAAAACGAGGACGAGCAGUAGCCAGCUGGAAUUUUAUUUUAAAAUAAACACUAUUUCUUCUUGCUGUAUAGCACUUGAAAAAUACCCGAGAUUUGUACAAGUAUAGUGUAGAAAAACUUCCUUUUGAAAAUUAGUGUAAUUUCUAGCCCCUUGUGUUUUUUAAGAAGACUUUCUUACUGAUGUGUCUGUAUGAGGAUAAACUAUAUUUGUGUGAAUGUAAAGGCAAGGACGUCAAAAUAUAAGUGUGAGGAAAAGUGGCGGCUGGUGUGAAAGGUUAAGUGCAAUAUUAUUUUGUUAGGAGAAGGUGAGCUUUGAUCAGUGUUAACGUUUGACGUUUUUGAAACUGUAGCACGGCGCUGAGAAAUGUUGAUGUGCUGCUCCGGCAGUUACGCAUGUGAAUACAGACAAAGUAAAACACGGAUGCUUUAAAUUUCUUGUUGAUGAAGAAGAAGAAAGGGGGGGCCGGGGGAAGAAAGCUGUGGAUCUUCUCCCCAAAAAUAUGUUUUACAAAACCUGGAAAAAAUAAAAAAUAAAGUCGAAUGGUAUCUCAAAUAUAUCUGCACUUGGGUUUGGAUGGAAAAUUUAGACUAAGUGUUCGACUUCAGCAACAGACGGCACCUGCUGACAGAUACUGACAGCUGGCGUGGGUGUACAGAGCAGCUGAUCUUGGGUCAAACCUGUGUCAUACAGCUCUACUGAACAGCUGCUCUGUUAGUCCAAACCCAGUUUCCUGUGGAAACCAGUGUAUGGACGAGUAAUCCCUGUGACUCGUCAAAGUGAUUCAUUCUAUAGCACCUUUUGAGAUAAACAUCACAAAGCGCUUUACAACAAAAUACAAAAACAUAAAAAAGUUAACCCACCUCAAGCCUAAAAAGAUGAGGAGACCACAGAGUCCACAGAUCUCAAGCUCAGAGGGAGAGUGUUCCAGAGCCGGGGUGGGGGCUCCUUUUACCUCCAUGCAUCCCUGCUGGGCAUGUAUGGGUGUAAAGGUUUGCUGAUGUAAUCUGGUGCUGGUCUGUGAAGAGCUCUAAAAGUGAAAAGCAGAUUCCGAUUCAAUGGGGAGCCUGUGCGGCUGGCUCAGCAAUGGUGUGACGUGAGAACUUGGAAUAUGUAGUGAGAAGCCUUGCAGCAGCGGUCUGAGAAACCUGCAGAUGUUCCAAGAACAUUUUUGGUUAGACAAGUAAAAAUACAAUUACAGUAAUGUGAUGAAAUAAGUACAUGAAUAACAAUUUCCAGUUCAGAGCAUGACUCAAUGGGACUUAACUUGGCAAUAAUUUACAAGUGAUUAAAAACAAGAGUGAACCAGAAGUUUGACAUGUACAAAAUGAAAUCUGAGCCAAAGAUUACUCCAGGCUGCCUGAUAGAAAAGAGAGCAGAUUUAGCUAAUUUUGCAAAGAAGACCAAGAGCGUCUUUUACCUUAGGCCCAAAUCUGGGGCCAAACAACAACUUUUUCUUUAAGGAAGAAACACAUUGAACGUUUUCGUUAAAGUCAUUUCACAUUUAUGGAGGUGAUAAACUAAUGUUACUGAUGUCUUGAGGUUUGGGGUAUCAGCUUUUAUUCUUCCUUGCAGCAUAAAGUAUUUUAUGAUCCAGGUAACAGGUUGUCAAUACAGCUGUAGGUGAUGCUGACUGUGCGGCUUGUUUGCAGAAAAAGAGAAACAAACAGCUCAGUGAUUCAAUGUUUUGGUUGCUGUUUGGCUUCAGCUCUCAUUCACAGCAGACACAAAGAAUUCAAACAAUGUUUUAUGUAAAAACAAAAUUUAAUGCAAACAUUUGUAUUAACACUUACUGUAUAUGAAAAGGUUACAUCACUUCUCAGGUGUAUAUUUUUUUUCUUACAAACAUAGUACCUGUUCAACAUACGAGGUAAGACUGAAGCACCACAACUGGGCUCUACGUAUAAAAAAAAAUCUCUCCUAAUACAGAGAGUGUAUAAGGUGAGGUACAACCCAGUGUACCAGUGAAUGUUCCCGAAGCUCAGGUUUCCUCUGAUUCAACACUGAACACUAACACACAAACAUUUUAUUUCUGAGAUCAACAAGAUCGAUUAUUGAUUUUCCUAUGAUCUCCAUUUCUUGUUAGCUCAUUCGGUCUUCACUGAUAAGAAACUGCAGUGAAAGAGUACACAUUGUGUGUUUAAGUGCAAUAACUGUUUGCCCACAGUCGCACGUAAUCAUGAAAUUCCAGGACUCCAGCUGUGCUUACAGCAGGCCCCUUAUUCAUACUACGGAUGUUGGCCGUGAAGUUCAGAUGUGUACUAAGAAGUGAUUAGUGGCUCAGUGAGCUAUGUUGAGCCGUGUCAUCAAAGUGGCUCUCUCUCAACCUGCCAAAAUCACCAUGGUAACUUAUGAUAAACACAUCACAUCAUUUCUUUUUUUAAAUCAUCUGGAAGUGCCAUGUUUGUAAUGAAUCGUUUACAUGUUUUUAGGUGCAUUUGAGAUUUUUUGCUGGCAGAA
Molecule: messenger RNA, 5655 nt
Organism: Oreochromis niloticus (Nile tilapia)
Lineage: Eukaryota; Metazoa; Chordata; Actinopteri; Cichliformes; Cichlidae
Gene: dcaf6
Product: ddb1 and cul4 associated factor 6
Exons: 21
Coding region: 304-3219 (971 amino acids)
Biological process (GO): positive regulation of transcription by RNA polymerase II
Cellular component (GO): Cul4-RING E3 ubiquitin ligase complex; cytoplasm
Molecular function (GO): protein binding
Source: RefSeq, a predicted model, not a curated record